AUGGACCUGGGCGACGUCGAAAAGUUGCUGCUGGCUUAUAUGGGCAUUGACUCAACCACUGGAAGUGAAGGAGCGUUCGGCGAUCUUGUCGCCGAAAGCCUUGAAGGAAACGGAUGGAUUGUCGAGAAACAGCCUAUCGACAACGGCACUUCACGAUUCAACAUUCUGGCUACCCGUAAACCUUUGAAAGAAACAACACCUCGAAUUCUGUUCAACACCCAUCUCGAUACCGUUCCUCCCUACAUUCCACCCACGGAAGACGACUCGCACAUCUACGGUCGCGGGUCGAAUGACGCAAAAGGGCAACUGGCGUGUAUGGUCUCAGCUGCCCAGGCUCUGGUGAGGUCUCAUCCGGACGUUGCAGAUCAACUGGCGCUUCUCUUCGUCGUUGGGGAAGAAGUCGAUCAUGUAGGAAUGAUGGUAAGAUCGGACUUUUAG
Messenger RNA from Ostertagia ostertagi, 438 nucleotides. Lineage: Eukaryota; Metazoa; Nematoda; Chromadorea; Rhabditida; Trichostrongylidae. The record is from the annotation of a GenBank genome assembly.